AUGUCGCAGCCAGAGGUGACUCCUUCGGGGACGAAGGAAGCCCUGAGCGUUGAAGCACCACCGGCGACCGUCUCCCACGAUGGCGACCCGAGAUCGGCGCGGACUACACUCCAGAAGGUGUACGAUUGCCUCGCAUACGUGCCUCCGAGGUGUCGCUAUGACCCUGAGAGGCCAUUUCAGUUCUCAAUGGCGUUGAAUGUGCUGUUUGCAUUCGCGGGUUGCUUCACCGUGGCGAACCUCUACUAUACCCAUCCGAUCCUCAAUCUCCUCGCAGACGACUUCCACGUCACCGAUGAGCAAUCUUCCUAUAUCCCCACUUUAGCACAGGCUGGGUAUGCUGGAGGACUCCUGUUCUUGUGCCCAUUGGGAGACUUGGUCAAGAGGAGGCCUUUUGUGCUUUGGCUGGUUUGGUUUACUGCAACAUUAUGGAUUGGCCUCUGCGUGACUAAAUCCUUUGCUGCCUUUGGGGUCAUCACCUUUCUUACAAGUGUGACGACUGUGACACCUCAGUUGAUGCUGCCAUUGGUCGGCGAUAUGGCUCCUCCCCAUCGGCGGUCGACGGCUCUCUCUAUCGUCGUAUCAGGGAUGCUUCUGGGAAUGCUAAUCGCCCGUCUCUUGUCCGGCGUCGUUGCUAAGUUCAUUGGGUGGCGCUAUAUCUACUGGAUCUCCUUCGGCCUGCAAUACUUCAUCCUAGGCUUGUUGUAUCUGUUCAUGCCAGAUUACCCUUCAACAAACCCUGGCGAGAACAUCUUUAAGAAGUACCCGGCGUUGUUGUGGGAUAUUGUGAAGCUCGUGCUCAAGUAUCCCGUGUUGGUCCAAGCAUGUCUUGUUGGGAUGUUCACUGCGACGACCUUCACAAGUUUCUGGACAACCCUCACUUUCCUCCUUGCCGGCUCCCCAUACCAUUACAAUUCCUUGGUUAUCGGUCUUUUCGCUUUGAUCGGCAUCGGCAGCAUGACUUGGGGUCCCAUCUUCGCCAGGACAGUCAUGGAGAAGCAUCAACCCCUGUUUUCAGUCAUCAUUGGCGAACUUAUUUGUCUGCUUGGCGUGGUGAUUGGGACAUAUACCGGCAAAUUUACGGUCGCUGGCCCCAUAAUUCAAGCCGUUGGAAUCGAUAUCGGCCUGCAGACCAGCCAGAUCGCGAACCGGACUGCUAUUUACAAAGUUGCACCGAAGGCAAGGAACCGGGUCAAUACAGCUUACAUGGUCAGCGUUUUCGUGGGGCAGUUGAUCGGUACUGCUGUUGGAAACUCGCUCUAUGCCGAUGGCGGUUGGAUCUCCUCAGGGUCGGCAAGCGUCGGCUUUGUUUCUGCAGCAUUGGUCGUGUGCUUCUUGCGCGGUCCACAUGAGCAAGGCUGGAUAGGUUGGCGAGGUGGAUAUAACAUGCGCCAAGAAGUGCCGAAGAAAACCACAAACAAUCCAAAUGAUACGGAGGCUGUCCCGGUCCGAGACUCGCCUCAGCCAUUCAGCGAAGAGAAUGCAGAAAAAGCCGUUCAAGUAGAACAGGAAAUCGAGGUGCAGGCUCACGAUGAGAAUCGUGGGAACGACCAGAGUUCGCGAUCCUCGCAACGUACUCUCAGUGAGGAGAUUCAGCCUUACAGGGAGAAAGACUAG
Fonsecaea multimorphosa CBS 102226 is the source of this 1614-nucleotide messenger RNA. RefSeq lists its product as uncharacterized. Gene Ontology annotation, molecular function: transmembrane transporter activity. The coding region runs from base 1 to 1614 and encodes 537 amino acids. The record is from RefSeq and is a predicted model, not a curated record. The transcript is spliced from 3 exons. Lineage: Eukaryota; Fungi; Ascomycota; Eurotiomycetes; Chaetothyriales; Herpotrichiellaceae. Gene Ontology annotation, biological process: transmembrane transport.